Messenger RNA from Trichoplax adhaerens, 1506 nucleotides. RefSeq lists its product as uncharacterized. The transcript is spliced from 8 exons. The record is from RefSeq and is a predicted model, not a curated record. Bases 1 to 1506 code for a protein of 501 amino acids. Gene Ontology annotation, molecular function: protein binding. Lineage: Eukaryota; Metazoa; Placozoa; Uniplacotomia; Trichoplacea; Trichoplacidae.
AUGGCUAUCAUUCGUAAAUUACGCAAAAAACUUCGACAAAUAGAAAAUUUAGAGCGACUACAACGGCAACUUACCGACGAUGAAUUAGCUAAGAUCUAUCUCAAAGAAGAAUUAAGGAAGCAGUUGUCGCUGAAGCUAGCAGAUGGACAACAACGACAUGAUCCCAGAAGUUUAGAUAAGAAGCCUAUAAAGAGUGCUGAACUGAGUGAAAAAUUAACUGCUGAUGCAACUAGUAAAAGUAAAGCUGAAUCCAAUGUUACAAGUAAAACUUCUAGUCAACAAAACAUUGAAAUUACCAAAACAGAUCUAUCAUCGCGCCCUAGUAAGCAAGCCGCUGUUGAAGAGAAAUCUUCAGUACGUAAAAGAGCAAAAAUUACCAAUCCGUGGCUUGGGCGACAAUUUCAAGUACGAUAUCUAAAAGGUCAUGCCGAUGUUAUUACUUGUAUGGUUGUACAUCAGGAUAUUCUUGUAACUGGAAGCCGAGAUACAACAUUAAAAUUAUGGGAUGCUGCUGAUGGCAAUCUAACGAUUAGCAUGGGUGGCCAUACUGGACCUGUGACUGCUCUCGUCAUGUUACCUGCUGAUGAUCCUCGCUAUAUCUUAGACAGUGAUCAGAGUGAUACUCUCGGUCGGGGGCGUAAAAUUAUAAGUGGGUCAACAGAUUGUUCAUUAAGAAUUUGGGCACUGGAUACUGGAUUAAUGUUAACCCGCAUAUACACGUAUUCACCUGUACAGUGCAUUGACUAUCGAGAUGGAAUUAUAGCUACUGGCUCUGAUGCCGGGAAAAUUGAAUUGUGGGAUCUUGACAGAAAAGAGAGUAUUUGCUCAGUUAUUAGCUUCAAUGAAGAGCUGUUAACCUCUGUAUUGUUUUGUGAGGAAAAUUAUUUGGCUGCGUCAUCAACUACAGGUUUGGUAAAAGUAUGGGAUACCACAGACCAGACAUUAACUAUAACAGCCAGUUCUGACGAAGCUAACCUAUGGACAAAUGACAAAAUGAUGGCGACCAAGUAUAAAUUCACUAGUAGGAUAAAUGCUAUGGCUAACAAAGGGACCAAAUUAUAUUGGGGAGACGAAAAUCGCAACAUUAAAGUUUUUGAUUUUCAAAAUGUAAGAGAAACAAAAGACGACAAAUAUUUAUGCAGUAUUGAUGAAGGUGCAACCGAGAGAAUUAUGUCUACUUCUUGCACAUUUUAUAAAGAUAAGUUAUUAAGGAUCUGUACUGGUGGCAGUCAUGAGCUAAGGAUAUGGGAUCAACUCGAAAUAAAGAAAGAUAUCAAAGAAUCUAAUUGGGUUAUGGAAGGAUUUCGUCACUCUUUAGGGAUGCAAGUAGGAGAUCUUAGUAGCGCAAGUUGUGUCCAUCACGAUAAUUUUAGCGUUAUCGUUGAAACGGAAGAUGAAUCUGAUUCGGAAUCUGAAGAUAUAGACGAUGAUGGUGAAGAUGGUGCCGAACAGUCGUUAGAGUUAGAAGAAAAAGAUGAAAAGAACAGUUACUGCUUAAUUUUAUAA